This is a messenger RNA of Triticum dicoccoides, 1123 nucleotides long. Its product is annotated as transcription elongation factor B polypeptide 3-like. NCBI's taxonomy places the organism in Eukaryota, Viridiplantae, Streptophyta, Magnoliopsida, Poales, Poaceae. The record is from RefSeq and is a predicted model, not a curated record. Bases 168 to 887 code for a protein of 239 amino acids. Gene Ontology annotation, cellular component: nucleus; elongin complex. The transcript is spliced from 8 exons. Gene Ontology annotation, biological process: transcription elongation by RNA polymerase II.
UUAUUGCUCCCCGAUAUAGCCUGGAUCCGAGAUUAUUCCUUCCCCUGUCGCCUCGAUCGAAGCCGACGAGCUCAGCCGGCGCCGGAGCAGGGACGGGGACGCCCGUCGCAGGCCGCCUCGCCGCCCGAGUCGCCGCCGUCCGGGGCCCUUCUCGCCUGGAGGCAAAGAUGGAGCCUGGAAGGAAACCUCUGAGUCUGCUGGACCUAUGCAUCCGGAGCGCCGUCGACAACCUCAGGACCCUCAACAGCGUCGACAUCGUGCCUGACGAGCUGCUCAAGAGAAUCCUGCCCCACUGCACCUUGGAGCAGCUGAGGCACAUCGAGAGUUGCACACAUGCGGACCUUACCGACGUUACAGAUGUGCUGUGGAAGAGAUUCUUCCAGCGCGAGUUCGGUGAGGAAAAUAUGAACCUUGCCAUCAAGAGAAUGAAGGAGAACAGGGUGCGUUACAAAUGGAAGAAACUCUUUGAGGCAAGAACAGAAAAGCAAAAGCAAGUUGAAGCAAGAAUGUCGGCUGGGCUGAAAAACAAAUAUCAAGCAGCAAACGCUGCGAAACAGAGCAAACAAAUUAAAGUUUGUACGAAGAUCCCACCGAACAGCAAAAGAAGUUUUUGGGGAGGAAGUGGAUCCAGCAGCCUAGCCAACUCCAGCUACAAGAGCCCUAUAUUGAAAAAGGCAAGGAUGGAGGUUGACAGUCGGGCGAAAAUGCAAGCUGCUAUCCAAAGGAACACUGUUGCAAGGUCAUCACAGCCAGCAAGGCUGACCUUUCCUAGCGAACAGACAUCGAGGACGACGACAAUUCAUCGACCUAAUUCAACGAUAACCAUCACCAAACCAGUUGGUCCGAACAGGCCCAUUCAAAAGCAGAACACCAGACCCAAAUUUUAGAGGCCACUGCCAUGACAUCAUGCUUGUGACCGUGGAGUUCGCCAUGAUUGCGCGGAAAUCGUAGUUCCUGUGGACAUUCAACAAGUCUUUGUGAGACAGGGAAGAGUCUUGUUUGUAGUUGCCCCAGCUGAGCACUUGUAUCUUUAGGGGAGCAAACAAUAUCUGCACCAAACAUUUUUUCAAAAUUAGAUUCAAUCAAAUCAUUGAAAUGCAUGAGCUUCGAAAAAUUGUGAUUC